This is a messenger RNA of Culex quinquefasciatus (southern house mosquito), 1541 nucleotides long. RefSeq lists its product as uncharacterized. Lineage: Eukaryota; Metazoa; Arthropoda; Insecta; Diptera; Culicidae. The record is from RefSeq and is a predicted model, not a curated record. Bases 135 to 1418 code for a protein of 427 amino acids. The transcript is spliced from 2 exons.
AGCGUGUACCAAAGCAAAGCAUCUUCGUCGCGAAGGAGCUGUCAAUCUGAUUUGUCGGUUAAAAAAAUCAAACAACGCAGCUUGCGUGAAUCGUUUGUGGUUUUGUGGAAUCUGGAAUCUGACCGCGGACCAGGAUGGGGGACACGAACCUCCUGUCGGCGUACAAGCUGAUCAACUCGCAGGUGGUGUUGAGCAACCAAAAACUGAAGGAGGAAAUCCGCGAAAAGAUCGAAAUGAUAAACGAAAUUCACGACGAGCUGUUCCAGUGCCGGGCGGAGAACAAAACGCUCCGUGACAUGGUCCACAAGCUGCUGGAGCAGUUUAAAACGGUGACCACAAUUAUGAUAUCGGUGCGUGACCAGAGUGGGAACGUCUUUGACAUGGUCAACCGGGAGCACGUCGCGAUUGAGCGGGAACAACAGAAUCGAAAGCCGGUGGCCGCGCUGGUCUAUGAGAAACGCCGAGCGGAGAACCCACCACACGAGAAUGAGGCCGCAAUUGCGGAGGAGGACGACGAGAACCAGUCGAUGGAGGAUUACCGGACGGCGGUUGGUUUGGAGGGGGAGGAAGAGGAGGACGACGCGGAUGAGUCCUUUGAACCGCGGGUCACUUUGAAACUGUCCAUGAGUCCGCAGCUGAACCGGUUGUCGCACCCGCGAAGGUCCCGCAAUCGAAGCAUUGACGAAUCGUUUGAGACCGUGGAUACGAACAGUGUGGUCGCGGUUGGCCGACGGAGCCAUCCGGGUCGAGAAUCGCGCGGCGGUGGCCGAACCAGCGAGGAAGAUAGUUCUGCGGAAGUACACGAAAUGGACGUCAGUGGCUGUGUCGUGCAUCCGACGAUUACGGUGGUAUCUCCCGACAAGACGGAAGCUAUUGAAGUUGAUCCCAGCACCGUGACGGAGAGCACGUUAGAGGCCAGCAGUUUUGUCGAUCCGUCGGGAAUACCGAGCGACCAGAGCACCCAGUCUGAGCUGAACCCGGAGACGGACCAGAGUCUGCGACCGUCGAAGAUCAAGCGGAUGGCGAGCGAUUCGAUGAUUUGCUCGUUGGUGGAUCGCGAGGCCAACAAGGAAAACAACACGACCACCAACGACGACACGAUCGCGAACGCAAGCUGCUCAACACCCGUUACAAAGUCCCGCAACUUGCGUGGCCGGGGUAAAAAGCGCCAACCGCCGAUAUCGCCCGUCCCGAUGGUGGCGCUUACGCCGUUGACCAAGGCCAACCUGCAGCAGCACAACAUUUCGUACGACGGACUGCUGACGGUGCCGAAUGGGAACGCGAGAAGUGUGAAAAAUGAACUCGACCGAAGCGACCAGGACAGUAUGAACUCAACGGACUCGAAAAGACCCCGCCGAAAGGCCGCUCCCAAGGUUCUGAAGGAACCCACGCUGAUCAAAAAGCUACGGCGAAAGUAGCCGUUUGACUGAGUUUUGUUUCAUCUUUUUCAAUUUUUGUUUUGCGUAAUUGUAGAUCACGGAAAAACCUUAAUUUUAGUAACAAUUGAAAUAAUUUUAAUAAAAUAUUGAUGUACCACGAAA